AGGUAACCUGCAGCUAUGGAGUCACCGACUAAGGAAAUCGAAGAAUUUGAGAGCAACUCUCUGAAAUAUCUGCAGCCAGAGCAAAUAGAGAAAAUCUGGCUUCGUCUCCGAGGCUUGAGAAAAUACAAGAAAACGUCACAGAGAUUGCGGUCUUUGGUAAAGCAAUUAGAGAGAGGGGAAGCUUCGGUUGUAGACUUAAAGAAGAAUUUGGAAUAUGCUGCGACUGUUCUUGAGUCAGUAUACAUUGACGAAACUAGGCGUUUACUGGACACAGAAGAUGAACUCAGUGAUAUUCAGUCUGACUCUGUGCCCUCAGAGGUCCGUGACUGGUUGGCUUCUACCUUCACGCGGCAAAUGGGGAUGAUGCUCAAAAGGACAGAGGAAAAACCCCGGUUCAGGAGUAUUGUCCAUGCAGUGCAAGCUGGGAUAUUUGUAGAAAGAAUGUACAGACGGACUUCAAAUAUGGUUGGCUUGAGCUACCCACCAGCUGUAAUUGGAGUGCUAAAGAAUGUUGACAAGUGGUCCUUUGAUGUAUUUGCACUAAACGAUGCCAGUGGGGAUCAUGCACUGAAAUUCAUUUUCUAUGAACUUCUCACGCGCUAUGAUCUGAUCAACCGUUUCAAGAUUCCCAUUUCUGCCCUGGUGUCCUUUGUGGAAGCUCUGGAGGUUGGCUACAGCAAACACAAAAAUCCUUAUCACAACCUCAUGCACGCUGCAGAUGUGACACAGACAGUCCAUUACCUCCUUUUCAAGACAGGUGUAGUGCACUGGCUGACAGAGCUGGAGAUCUUCGCUAUGAUCUUUGCAGCUGCCAUACAUGACUAUGAACACACUGGAACCACUAACAACUUUCACAUCCAGACACGGUCAGACUCAGCCAUUCUAUAUAAUGACCGGUCUGUGCUUGAAAAUCACCAUGUUAGUGCGGCGUAUCGUCUUUUGCAAGAUGAUGAAGAGAUGAAUAUUUUAUCUAAUCUCUCAAAGGAUGAUUGGAGAGAAUUCAGAGCUCUAGUGAUUGAGAUGGUGUUGGCCACUGAUAUGUCCUGUCACUUCCAGCAAAUCAAAGCUAUGAAGAAUGCUUUGCAGCAGCCAGAAGGAAUUGACAAGCCGAAAGCCUUAUCACUGUUGUUACAUACAGCAGAUAUCAGUCAUCCAGCCAAGGCUUGGGAUCUUCACCAUCGCUGGACAAUGUCUUUGCUAGAGGAGUUCUUCAGACAGGGUGACAAAGAAGCAGAACUAGGGUUGCCCUUCUCUCCCCUGUGUGAUCGCAAAUCUACUAUGGUUGCUCAGUCUCAAAUAGGUUUCAUUGAUUUCAUUGUGGAACCCACUUUUACUGUGCUGACUGACAUGACAGAGAAGAUUGUGACUCCACUCAUCAAUGAAGCUUCCCACUCUGGCAUGUCCGGAUUCAGGCGCUCCAGCCUAAAUAACAUUAGUCCCUCCGAAGUUAAAAGAUCAAGUGUCAAGAGCACUGGGUCCGAAGGAAGUGCCUCACUUAACUGCUCCAUACUCACUGUGGACUUCAAAUGUUUUAAAGCCACCUGGACUGAGGUGGUGCAGCAGAACAGGGAGAAAUGGAAAGCGCAAGCCACCAAAGAUGCAGAAGAAAAAACUAAGAAAGAAGCAGAGGAAAAUGCCUAUCAGGGAACAGAUGAAAAGGAAAGCGAAAAGGAUGAGAAGCCAGCUGAAGAUACCACAGCAACAAAUACAGAGAACAGCAAAGAACCAAAUCCUAGGGAAAGCAAAAGCACAGAUUGCAGUAAAAAUUCUGUAAAUGAGACUCAGCAAAGGGGCAUGAACAAACACAAAGCCUCUCAAGGGAAAAACAUACCUAGGACAGAUAAGGGAACAGACUCUCAUCACACAGUGGGAGAAGAGAAACAGCAUGUCCAGAAUGGUGAAUUAAAGGAAGACAAUAAGUUGGACAAAAGAGAUAAGUCCAGUGUGGGGGAUGAAUCAAAGAAAACAGAUGCCAUCAAACCUCAGCUGCAUCACCUCAGGAGGCCCACUCACAGCUCAGGAGACUAUUUCCCUACCUUCCACAAGAAAUUGGAGGAACAGCAAGUGAGAUGCAAAGUGCUUGAUGAGAGGGAAAGGAUGAAGAAGAUUCAACAUAUUUCCCAGAGCUGGAAUAGGAAAUAGCAGAAGAGUUAAAGAGGCAUCUUGUGGAAUGAUGCUUCUCACAGGCAGAUGGAGGAUAUUGUGCAACCAUUGCACAGCCAUACUGCACUGUACAGCAGCUGCAAUUUUGAAUAAAAGCGAGUGUAUGAUUUAACUAAAUGAUAUAAUGGACAUUUUGUUAGAAAUGUUCUCAGUAGCCUUAUUAUUGCAGCAUAUGCCCACUUAGUACUAAAGUAUUGGGCUGCUACUUUAAAAGAUGUAACUGUAUAUGGCUUGUCUCCUGUCAAAUUAAGCCAAUGCUUUCCUAGAUUAUUUGGCUCCUUAUGGCGUUCUCAAUGCGACCUUCUGCCUACCACAGAUAAAACAAUAACUCUUGUUUCAGACAGCAAGGGAAAAUUUUUUAUUGUCUAGCAGUACUGAGAAUAAAUGUUCUCCUGUCAUAGUGUGACCUAUCAGGAGGAUGCAGGUGGAAGGCUGGAGUACAAAAUCCUCUCCCUUCACUCACUGGAAAAAGAACACAUAGCACAGCAUUAAAAUUGUUCUUUGCUCAAACUCUGUUCGAUGUUAAAUAACACUGAUUGUUUUCUAUGGCAUUAAUUUAGUUGAGU
Messenger RNA from Manacus vitellinus (golden-collared manakin), 2729 nucleotides. Its product is annotated as calcium/calmodulin-dependent 3',5'-cyclic nucleotide phosphodiesterase 1C. The coding region runs from base 16 to 2142 and encodes 708 amino acids. The transcript has 17 exons. Gene Ontology annotation, biological process: signal transduction. Gene Ontology annotation, molecular function: 3',5'-cyclic-nucleotide phosphodiesterase activity. The record is from RefSeq and is a predicted model, not a curated record. Lineage: Eukaryota; Metazoa; Chordata; Aves; Passeriformes; Pipridae.